AUGGCUUCUAGCAACUGCGUUAUCCAUGAUUACUUCCACUAUGAACUAAAACUAAAAUUUUGCCCACUGGAGAAGCAAGAAAUCAUCAUUGAGAAAGUGGUUCGUAACAAACGGAAAUGUGUGACGAUUGUGAAAGACCUUGAGCUCUUUGGUGUCAAACUGAGUGAAGCUUCAAAGAAACUUGGUAAAAAGUUUGCUACUGGAGCCUCUGUUGUAAAGGGGCCAACUGAAACGGACCAAAUUGACGUCCAAGGAGAUAUUUCCUAUGAUAUUGUUGAGUUCAUAACUGAGACGUGGCCAGAUGUAAGUGGCUUUUUUUUUGUCCUUACAUAUGUUUGGUGCUAUUCAUGUGCAAUCGAAGAAUAG
Messenger RNA from Nymphaea colorata (pocket water lily), 366 nucleotides. Its product is annotated as translation machinery-associated protein 22-like. The transcript is spliced from 4 exons. Gene Ontology annotation, biological process: translation reinitiation; formation of translation preinitiation complex. The coding region runs from base 1 to 366 and encodes 121 amino acids. NCBI's taxonomy places the organism in Eukaryota, Viridiplantae, Streptophyta, Magnoliopsida, Nymphaeales, Nymphaeaceae. The record is from RefSeq and is a predicted model, not a curated record. Gene Ontology annotation, molecular function: mRNA binding; translation initiation factor activity.